GAUUUACAAUUUGUAGCUAGAUCUGAGUAGUCGUCCCUGUUGGUGCUUGUGUGGAUUAAGCGGACUCGAAGUUUACGAAAUUUUAAAAAAUAGCAUUGUUAAAUACUCUCAAACUAAUUUUCGCAGUAUUUUCUUACGCUCGUUAAAUCUUUUUUUUUCCCAUUUACGAUUUGUUGCUAGAUCUGAGUUGCUGUCCCUGUUGCCGCUCGUGUGGUUAACUCGGGCCUGUGUAGUAUUGUGUUGCAAGUGAUGUAGAAGACGAUCGUGCAUCAAGACAAUUGUUAACGGUAGCAGAAGUUUCCUAGAUAAAUGAGUGAGAUGGAGUCCAACAACGAUGAUGAUGAUAACAUGGCUGAUAAAGAUAUAAAUCUUUCGGAUUUUGAUGAAUAUGCCAUUGCUGCUGAGAUGGAUUUUGACGGAGUGGACUUGGAGGGAGACAUUGAAACGCCCGCAGAGCUUGUGAAUGAUUUCGAUGAAGAUACCAGUGAUCUAGACGCCCUAGAAUUAGAACUUGCUUGUGACUCGGUUACUCACGUUGAGAGCAACGUCAAAACAGUAGCCAGCCAUAUCUCCUGCAGAGAGUUUAACAAAGACACAAGCAAAAAGAAACUGUCUUCUGAAGAAACCGAGAAAGAAUCAAAAGUAUUUAGACCAGACGAAAAUAAACUUCACAAAGAUGAAAGAAGUAGCGACGAAGAUGAUGAGAAAACUGAACAAAACUGGGUUAAAGAUCUGUGGCAAGCUAGGAAUGCUAAUCCUGAAAAAUGUAAUCAAGAAGCCAAAACUAGAGGUGGACUUUCAUCACAGGAAAAUUAUGAAAGCAUGUCUGUAAUGAAAAAGAAAGAAAAUGAAAUAAUAAGCAAAUUAGAAAAAGAUUUAGACAAUAGAGAAAAAUCACAGCUUAGAAAGGAAUUUAAAAGACUGCAGAAAUUAAAUCUGAAAGAACUGCGUAUCCCACCAAGUGUGGAAAGCUUUAUGAUGCCAGUCUGCUGCAGUGAUGAAAGUGUCCGUGACUAUCAGGUGAGAGUUCAUAAUUUUCACCUGAAAGAUAUGAAGAACACAUCUUUUUUCAAAAUCAUCUGCCUUGCUGAAAGUAUGGCAGUCACAUUUUCAAAGAACAAGCUAGAUGAGAGUGAUGACACAGAGGAAAGAGUGCUGGAUAUAUUGGUACACAGGCAUAAUAUUCCACAAUUAAUGGUACAUCUUCAUUCUUUUGAGUUUGUCUGCAAUCCUGUUGCAUUUGAGGUCUGGAGAAGAGAAGAUGCAGAAUUUAAGACUGGCUCUAAUAUGGCUGGCAAUGCACCAGAGAGGCAGAAGGAAAAAGUGUUGUUCAAGGUGACAAGAGAUUACUCUGAAAUGCCUGAGCACUGCAAAUCAAUCUCAGGCACAGCACUGAAAAGGUCCCUGUUUCUGAUUAACUUGCCACCAAGCAUUGAUGAAUUUACCCUCAGGAUUGUCUUCCCUAAAGCCAUCAAGAUUGGUAUUGCAAAAGUCUCUCAUACCAUCAGUUCAGCAGUGGUGGAAACCUCCAAUGUAGAGGAUGUGUGGCAUUGCCUUAACAGUUGUCUUCAACUGGAGAUCGAUCACAGAGAGAUUUCCAUGAAAGCUAUGCAUAUGCAGCUAAAUGAAGAGGCACAGAAGUGGAAAAGAAGACUUGAGCAGCCUUCAGAUCAGUCAGAUUCAACGCCAUAUGUGUUUUCGUUUGAUAGAAGAGUGCACAACAUAAAAGCGAGAGAAGGAAUAAGCUGCCCUUUAUCAGACUCCACUUUUUCAGAACAUGAAUCUUCACAUAGGCUGGGAUACCCAAACUAUGGAUCACUGGGGGAGGUACAAAACUGGCCUACAGUUGGGUCAACAGAAAUACGGACAGCAUCCUACAAAGAGGAACUGGGAAUGCAGUCCAUGAUAUCACCCAAACUGCCAAAUAUAGCCAAUGCACAAGUGUCUCAGCAGCAUUUUGAAACUCCUACACCAGAAGAGGUGAUGAAGACUUUGACAGAACCAUCUGCCCCAGCAAAUAUUGGAAUUAUUCCUGGAAAUUGUGGAACCUCACAUGAGGUCAGCUCAUCAACAACAGCAAAUCCAGCAAGAACAGAUUUGCCAUGUGUGCAGGAGACAAAGAGCUCAUUGACAACACUAGAGCGCAAAGAUUCUGAGAUUAAAAGGCCACCUUUGCUUCUGAGAGCACUUCGUCAACAAGUCACAGGCAUGAUCAAGAAAGAAAAAAGCUCAGAGAAAGCUGAGACAGAAAAAUCAAGUCAGAAGGACAAAAGUUCAGAGAAAGCUGGGACAGAAAAAUCAAGUCAGAAGGACAAAAGUUCAGAGAAAGCUGAGGCAGAAACAUUAAAUCAGAAGGAAAAAAGUUCAGAGAAAGCUGGGGCAGAAAAAUCAAGUCAGAAAGACAAGAAGGAAGAGAAUAAAGUUCCCAGACAGGCAGACACAGAUACAGAUACAGAUGAAGUGAAAAAGGAGCAGAAUAGCUCAGGAGAAGAGAGAGAGAGGAAAGGGAAAAAAGAGAGACAAAGUCGAUUCUCCAACAGAAUUGGAACCAGAGGAAUACAAAUAUCAAGAAGAUACAAAUUCUGGAGCAGGGAAACAGCAGUGGACAGAGGUGCGUGAUAUUCUGGAAAAAAAGCGCAAGGAAAUUGAGGAACAGUUGGUGAAGAAGGAAAAAGAGAAUGCCAUCCAGUAUGAGCUAAAGAAAAGAAACAACGAGAGACCAAAAGAAAAAACAGUGGACAAUCUGAAAAGAAGGAAAACAGAAACUGAUGAGGCAAUCCAGAGAAGGAGGAGAAGGGGUGAAAAUGAAUCACAUGCACAUAGAUCACGCAUGCAGCUGGACAGAGAGCAGAGGAGAUCAGCACAGAUUGACGAUUUUAUAAAACCAGCUCCUCCAGAACUGGCACAUAAAAGCAGAGGCAUUGAAUGGUCAAAGCGGAGCCUAGACACUUCUUUCCAUCCCCAAGGCCUUGUGACAGAGCAGGAGACUGUCAAUCAGCAGCUGAUGGGGUCCAUAGCUUCAAGAACUGGUCGGCUGCAAGAGACAUUUUACAAUCCGGCAGCCAUACCUCGGACAGCAUCAUCAGAUGUUGCAUCUACAGUCAUUAACACACAUGGGCAUCAAAUGCUUGUGCCCCUAACUAGCCAGAAAUGUCCAGAUACAUUGAGUGGAAUGGCGAGAAUAAAUUCACACGAUGUCAACCAGCAUGGCAGAUUUGUUUCCAUGGCAGCACCUGCUUAUAGCCAGCAAGCAUCCUUGGAUGUCUCAAGGCUUUCAGGUCAGUCAUCAGUUGGUGCUGUGUUGAGUGUUGACCAGCUGCCAUCAGGAGGGUUAGCACAACACGGGUUUCUUAACCCGGCCAUGCAGCAGACCCCUAAGAGCCGACUGACAGUGCAAGAAGCAGCUCUAGCAGUAGUUGAAGAGCUGGUGCAGCAAGGUCAGUCUCGUGACCUGGCGAUGGUGCAAGUGCAGCAAGCCAUGGCAGGGCUCCACACACCACUCUCAGGGCACCAGGAUUCUGUAGGGAGGCUCGGUGAGCCUGGGCAGGCAAGACAUGCCUCGGUUAUUAUGGAUCAUCGCCAUGGAACUUCCAUGCUGGGGCAAGAGGGCACAAGCCAUCAACCUCCCAGUAUACAAGUCUUUGAUUCCACAGCAAACAGGCUGCCGCUGGGA
Molecule: messenger RNA, 3673 nt
Organism: Pomacea canaliculata
Lineage: Eukaryota; Metazoa; Mollusca; Gastropoda; Architaenioglossa; Ampullariidae
Exons: 8
Coding region: 310-2619 (769 amino acids)
Cellular component (GO): cytosol; nucleus
Molecular function (GO): GTP binding
Source: RefSeq, a predicted model, not a curated record